ACAUGGGGAUGGGACCAUGGAGAGGGACCCUAAACUGCCCCGGCUCUGGGCAUUCCUGAGCCUCUGGCUGCAGAGGAGGCACCGAGCCAAGCCCUGCAGCCUGCAGCUGCCUGUCCCCAGCCAGCUCUGCGCUCCGGUCAGUACCGCUGCCACCGCUUCCCCUCCUGCUGCUGCCCGAUGUUUCCUGCUCAGCCCGCUCUGGGCUGCUCCUCUUGCUCUGCCUUCGGGGAUAGAUUCUUUGGAGAUGCUGAGGCUCCUCUUCCGCAGCAAGCCAAGGAUCCAGGAGGCAAAACCUGACAUCACUUGGAUAGAGAAAGACCUCGUGGGCUCUGCAGACAAGGGGGAAGGUGUGGUGCAGGAAAUCAACAUCACACACCAUGUGAAGGAGGGCUCUGAGAAGGCUGAUCCCUCGCAGUUUGAGCUCCUGAAGGUGCUGGGACAGGGCUCUUUUGGCAAGGUUUUCCUGGUGAGGAAAAUAACAGCCCCGGACAGCAACCACCUGUACGCCAUGAAGGUGCUGAAGAAGGCCACGCUGAAAGUGCGGGACCGACUGAGGACAAAGAUAGAGAGGGACAUCCUGGCCGAUGUCAACCAUCCCUUCGUGGUGAAACUCCACUACGCAUUCCAGACAGAGGGGAAGCUGUACCUCAUCUUGGAUUUCCUCAGAGGAGGUGACCUUUUCACUCGGCUUUCCAAAGAGGUCAUGUUCACCGAGGAGGACGUGAAGUUCUACCUGGCAGAGCUGGCACUGGGGCUCGACCACUUGCACAGCCUGGGGAUCAUCUACAGGGACCUGAAGCCAGAGAAGUACGUGUGGCCAGCUGGGGGAGGAUGCCAGCCCUGCAGCCAGCCCAGCCUGCAGUCAGGGAACAGCUUCCACCUUGCUGAGGGGCUGGAGGAUGCCCUGGGGCCGGACAGAUGGGAGGUGGUGGUGCCAGUCCAAGGCUGCUGCUCCUCAGAGCUGUGUGUGCCACAGGCCGAGCAGAGAUCCGUGGCAGCCUCCAGGCUCCAAGGGGAGCUCUGUCACAGCCAGCCUUGGGACCCCUCACAAGCAGGGAGGGACCUGUGUGACCCUGAGCCUCGCUCAGACAUGACCCCCCUUCUUCUCUUUCCCUCCCAGUUUGAAAUGCUGACGGGGGCACUGCCCUUCCAGGGGAAGGACCGUAAGGAGACCAUGACCCUCAUCCUCAAAGCGAAACUGGGCAUGCCACAGUUCCUGAGCACUGAGGCUCAGAGCCUCCUGCGAGCCCUUUUCAAAAGGAAUCCAGCCAACAGAUUAGGGUCUGGGCCGGAUGGGGCAGAGGAGAUCAAGCGUCACCCUUUCUACUCCACCAUCGACUGGAAUAAGCUAUACCGCAGGGAAAUCAAACCCCCUUUCAAGCCUGCCGUGGGCCAGCCAGACGACACCUUUUAUUUUGACACAGAAUUCACGUCACGGACACCAAAAGAUUCCCCAGGUGUCCCCCCGAGUGCGGGGGCCCAUCAGCUCUUCCGAGGCUUCAGUUUUGUGGCCACCGGGUUAAUGGAGGAUGGCAAAGUGAAAGCUGCCCAGCCACCCCUGCAUUCAGUUGUGCAGCAGCUGCACGGCAAGAACGUCCAGUUCAGCGAUGGCUACGUGGUGAAGGAGGCCAUCGGCGUCGGCUCCUACUCCGUCUGCAAACGCUGCAUCCACAAGGCCACCAACAUGGAGUAUGCAGUCAAGGUGAUUGACAAGAGCAAGCGAGACCCUUCAGAGGAGAUUGAGAUCCUGCUGCGCUACGGGCAGCACCCGAACAUCAUCACCCUCAAAGACGUGUACGAUGAUGGGAAGUACGUGUACCUGGUGACCGAGCUCAUGAGGGGAGGGGAGCUGCUGGAUAAGAUCCUCAGACAGAAAUUUUUCUCGGAGAGAGAAGCCAGUUCAGUCCUGCACAUGAUUUGUAAAACAGUGGAAUAUCUGCAUUCCCAAGGGGUAGUUCACAGGGACCUGAAGCCCAGCAAUAUCCUCUACGUGGAUAAAUCAGGGAACCCCGAGAGCAUCCGAAUUUGUGACUUUGGCUUUGCCAAGCAGCUCAGGGCUGAGAACGGGCUCCUCAUGACCCCCUGCUACACAGCAAACUUCGUGGCACCCGAGGUCCUGAAACGCCAAGGCUACGACGAGGGCUGUGACAUCUGGAGCCUGGGGGUCCUGCUGUACACGAUGCUGGCAGGCUGCACUCCCUUUGCAAAUGGUCCUGGGGACACUCCAGAAGAGAUCCUGACACGGAUAGGAGGGGGGAAGUUCUCCAUCAGUGGGGGCAAUUGGGACACUAUUUCUGACAUGGCCAAGGAUCUGGUAUCAAAGAUGCUUCACGUAGAUCCUCACCAGCGUCUCACAGCCAAGCAGGUCCUUCAGCAUCCUUGGAUAACCCAGAAGGACAGUUUACCCCAGAGCCAGCUGAAUCACCAGGACAUUCAGCUUGUAAAGGGCGCCAUGGCUGCCACAUACUCGGCACUGAACAGCUCCAAGCCAAGCCCUCAGCUGAAGCCCAUCGAAUCCUCUAUCCUGGCACAGAGGCGGGUGAAGAAGCUCCCCUCCACCACCCUGUGAGGCCCCACGCUGCAGGAACAGCCUGGAUUUUGCACACCUAUGGAAGAGGGGCACAGGGGACAGGCAGGGUCUGCACAGGGGACUUGCUUUUAAAAGGCCAAGUGCCUUCCUGCUCCUGAAAGACUGGCUCCUCAUACAGACUGAUCUUUGCUGAGAGAACUUCACUGUAAAACUUUUUUGAUGUGUAAAUUGUCGAUUUUUAAAGAAAUCCAUCUGUGUAUAUGAGAACUAGAAUGUAUAACUGAUGUCAAGUGGCACUAAAAAGCAGCUCUGAUUCACCCUUCCCUGUGUAGGGCCAGGUAUUUGUUGUUGCUACAGCAUUUCUUGGAACUGAUCCUCUCCAACUCCACAGCAGCUGGAAGACUGUCACACCUGGGGUUUGGGCUUUGGGCUUUUCCUCCCUCAAAGCUUUGGAUGCAUUUCCCAAAGCCAGCCCUGCAGCCCACGAAGGACCCCCCUUCCCUCCAAGCCCUGUGUGUUUAUUCCAUGUAAGGUGGAUUUUGCAGCCUCUGUUUCUCCCUCUCUGCCCAGCCAGCAGCUCAGAUCUCUCAACAAAAUAAACCACUUUUUUCCAAGCCCUCCCAUAGAUGCUCAGCAGGCCAGGACACUCCUAGGUUUGGCUCAUUCCUUCCCUGUACCCUCCCAGGGGGAGUUUGUCACCUGUGCAGGGGGGAUGGUGACAGAACCUCCUCCCUGCCAAAGCUGAGCCUUAGGGCUGGCUCUGGCUGCUGCUUUUACCAUUUGGGGUUUUCCUUCCCCUCAGCAGGAACCUCUGAACCAAAGCACCCUUUCUUUUUUUAAUUUAACUGUGUUUUCUGGCCGGUGACUCAGGGUUUUUUUCUGGCUCAUACAAUAAAGAUGUCAUUCAGGGUUACUGACUGUGAGCUGCAGAACCAGCGAGCCAGGUGUUUCCUGGCCAUUUCCCCAUCGUUCCCAGGCUGUCCCUCUGUGCCAUGCAGGGACAGUGCUCCUUGUCUGCCUCCUGGAAAAGCUGCAAAGCUUUUGAUCAGACCAAAAUCAGCUUUUGAUCAUGGGAAAACCAGCAGUGCUGCUUAGGGCAGCCUCUCCACGCUACCUUCUCUCAGUGGGAGGUGACCAGAACCAGUCCUGGACUGAGGCAAAAACCAACAGGAAUGGGGAAUUUCUUACUCUCAGGACACUUCUGUGCUUAUAAAAACCAACACUUGGAGACAAACUGUGCUAGAAAUAAAUACCCACCCCGUUCUGACCUGCAGGGAAUUGCCAGAGCUCCGUGGUUCCAUGGUGGCAUUUCUGGGAGCAGCAGGAUUGCUACAAGGGCUACAAGAGCUCGAGGAUGUGACUGGAGCCAGCAAAGGUCCUCAUGUGAAUUUCUGCUACUUUUGGCUGAUCAUGUCACAAGAAAGGAAACUUGCUUUUUUUGUUCAGUACCAGUUGGCUCUAAAAUGGAGAACUCCACAAAAAUAAUUAUGUGAGAUGCACAUUGUUUGGGGUCAUUCAGCUUUAACUUGGGACAAAGAAGAUGUGGAGGAUAUCACAAUUUGUCUUGGUUUUAAAAGGGGCAAAAAUGGAUUUAACUUCCAUCCAUAAGGACAUUUUACAAGGAAAACUACCUCUGUUAGAUCAGGUAUUUAAUAGUGGAUUUGAUCUUUUUGUCCUGUAGAUCUGAAUGAAAGCUCAAGGGAGCAGAAAUCCUGGAAUCCAGCCUCAAAUUGCUGAGUCUACCUGAAAAUAACCUGUGCAGAAAGAGCAUAUUGAUCCAAAGUCAAGGAGCCUGAAAAUAAUAUUGAACAGCUCUGUCUAAUACUAUUUCUGUAUAAUGCAGGUUAAAUUUUCCUAUUUUGGAGCAUAAAUCAGCCAUUUUUCUGUUGUAAGGGGCUGACCCAGCUGAGAGGAUGUUUCCCUUCUUCCCACUGUGUAGCUGUGCCUUUCUCUUGCUGUCAAAUUCACCAGGGCAUCAAUAAGUGUCUUUUGGCCUGGGAAAUAUCCCCAUCAAAACUCAGUUUAAAACUGAAGGCCAGCAGCUUUCAUCUUCUCUUUCUUUUUCAUAGUGAAACUCCACUGAGCAACCAAUCUGUGGUUUUAACUUUUUAACCUUUCAUGCAAAUCCCUCUCCAAGUUCCCCCCUUUGAGUCAGUCCAUGUAAAACUUUGUUCAGCAUCUCUAGGCACUGGUGGAUGGUGAGCUGGGCAGCUGGAGUCCUCCUGGGUGCCACCAGCUCCUCGUGGUGGCCUCCUGGGUGCCACCAGCUCCUCAUGGUGACCUCCUGGGUGCCACCAGCUCCUCGUGGUGGCCUCCUGGGUGCCACCAGCUCCUCAUGGUGGCCACAGCCGCUUCCCAAGGCCGCAGGAGGCUUCGGAAGUACUCGGUGACUGGGAGUGAGUUCCACGGGAUGUGGGGUGGAUGCUGUGCUUUCAUGGAAUAUUCAACAAUUUAAUCCCUCUUUCAAGGCAAAGAAAACAUUUAAAAUAUUUCAAGAUCUUCUUUCGGCAGUACGUGGGGGCUCUGAAUAAAACCUUCACUCACGCCGGGGAAGCCGCAGGUCCGCUGCCACUCCAUUCCUUGCCUCUGCUUAUUAAAACAUCAAGCUGUCUUAGUGGCUCAGCUCAGCCCAGGCGCUGCCUCCCUGCCUUUGUGUGCCACUGAACACCUGCCAUUAAUACUAAUUCGACUCCGGAGGGAAACUCCCUUUCAGAUAUGCUUGUCUGAAAAUAAAUUGACAUGUAAAAGGUC
Molecule: messenger RNA, 5281 nt
Organism: Parus major (Great Tit)
Lineage: Eukaryota; Metazoa; Chordata; Aves; Passeriformes; Paridae
Gene: RPS6KA1
Product: ribosomal protein S6 kinase A1
Exons: 22
Coding region: 17-2569 (850 amino acids)
Biological process (GO): intracellular signal transduction; protein phosphorylation; positive regulation of DNA-templated transcription
Molecular function (GO): magnesium ion binding; ribosomal protein S6 kinase activity; ATP binding
Source: RefSeq, a predicted model, not a curated record